Molecule: messenger RNA, 993 nt
Organism: Aspergillus novofumigatus IBT 16806
Lineage: Eukaryota; Fungi; Ascomycota; Eurotiomycetes; Eurotiales; Aspergillaceae
Product: His-Me finger endonuclease
Exons: 4
Coding region: 1-993 (330 amino acids)
Biological process (GO): apoptotic DNA fragmentation
Cellular component (GO): mitochondrial inner membrane; nucleus
Molecular function (GO): metal ion binding; RNA endonuclease activity; nucleic acid binding
Source: RefSeq, a predicted model, not a curated record
AUGCCUUUGGAGACUCAAGACUCACAGCUGUCGCCGCGAUCAGCGUCGCUGUCGCCGCAAUCAGCACUACUCAUACAAUCAAAUUCUGACCACCCAGAACUUGGAGUCUGUGCGCCUUCUACUACUGGCCCUACCUCCAGCUCUCCAGCUCUCGUCAUGCUACCAAAGUACCUUCAUUCUCAGGCCCUGGCCACUACCCUUGAGCCAAAAAGAUCGUCUCCCAAUCGUGUCGACCCAGCCGGCAUUCUCAAGUAUGGCAACCCCGGUCCAGUGAAUGAUGAGCUGAAAGGAACCUCCCUAUAUGGUGCCUAUAACCGUCGAACACGGAAUCCUUACUGGGUAGCCGAGCAUAUGACCCCGGAAUCUAUAUCUCGGGUGGUCGGUCAGCGCAAGAACAAUUUCAGGGAAGAUGAAUCCAUUCCUGCAGCUUUCCGUCGAAAGGUGAAAGACUAUACGAAGUCAGGUUCUGACCGUGGGCAUUUGGAAGCAGCCGACGAAACAUUCCGAAUGUCCAAUAUGUGUAGUGUCCCCAAGUUGUUGUUGGUUUCAAUCGACACUACUGCGCCUAUUCUGAGGACUUGCAAGAAUCUCACCACAAAGUACCCCUCUGUCCGGGUUAUAACGGGUCCUUUAUACCUACCUGAAAAGGGCAGCGACGGGAAAUGGCGUGUGAAUUGUGAGGUGAUUGAGAACCCGCCCAAGGUUACAGUCCCCACUCAUUUCUAUAAAAUUAUUUUCGGAAAGGAGAAGAGUAAUGGCGACCAUAUUGGUGGCGAGGUUGCUGUUGGUGCAUUUGUUCUGCCAAAUGGACAGAUUGACAUUAUUUCAAAGUUGGCGGACUACGGCCUAACGAGUGAUUUGGAGUUUGCACAGAACCUAAAGACGAGCCAACAGAGACGGCUAUGUGAAGAGGUAAAGUGCGAUAUCAGUAUCAAGGAUUUUAGUGAGGCAGUCGACGAGGUAACUGAGAUGGCACUCCAGAUCAAGCUUUAG